AUGCAGCUUUGCCCUGCUCGAUCAAAAAUCCUGCACAUUUACGAUGGAUUGUUUCGCCUGUCCGCUAAUGGCCCAUCUCUUAUCUACUCCAGCGAAGAUUACUCCAAAGAUGAGACCAUGGAUACUCGAAGAGGUGAGACAAUUCUCAAGCAAACCUCCCAGUGUCGCACAACCUUCGGACGCAGGGAAGGUAUCUCGGACACGAUGAAACCCCCUACUCGGAGAGAGAUUGAUGAACAAACCGAGUAA
This is a messenger RNA of Penicillium canescens, 249 nucleotides long. RefSeq lists its product as uncharacterized. The transcript has a single exon. NCBI's taxonomy places the organism in Eukaryota, Fungi, Ascomycota, Eurotiomycetes, Eurotiales, Aspergillaceae. Bases 1 to 249 code for a protein of 82 amino acids. The record is from RefSeq and is a predicted model, not a curated record.